AAACCUAGCCCUGAACACUUCCUGCUUCCCUCUCGGUCAGAUGGCGACGACGACCCUGCAGGUCUGUCGUGGGUGCCCUCGUCGCCGUCCAGCAAAGACGUGGCGUCGCCCUCGCAGUUGCCCGAUGGCUGCUGCGACCUCGGCAUGGCCACCGGCGGGGAAGAAGAGGGAGGCACGGGUCUGCCGUACCCCUGCCAGUUCUGUGACAAGUCCUUCAGCCGUCUGAGCUACCUGAAGCGCCACGAGCAGAUCCACAGCGACAAGCUGCCUUUCAAGUGCACCUUCUGCAGCCGCCUGUUCAAACACAAGAGGAGCAGAGACCGACACGUUAAACUCCACACGGGAGACAAGAAGUACAGCUGUCAAGAGUGUGAAGCCGCGUUCUCCCGCUCCGAUCACCUGAAGAUCCAUCUCAAGACGCACAGCUCCAGCAAACCUUUCAAGUGCAGCGUGUGCAAGCGUGGCUUCUCCUCCACCUCGUCACUGCAGAGCCACAUGCAGGCUCACCGCAAAAACAGAGAGCAUCUCGCGUUGCGGAGUGAGAGGGAUGAAGGGAAGAAGGGAGGAGGAGGAGAUGGCGACCUGGACCAGGACCUGUAUAUGUGUGACUACUGCGAGGAGACGUUCAGCCAAACCGACGAGCUGGAGAAACACGUCCUGACCCGACACCCGCAGCUGUCCGACAGAGCCGACCUGCAGUGCAUCCACUGUCCCGAGAUCUUUCUGGACGAGGCGUCUCUGCUCACGCAUAUUGAAACGCAGCACGCCAACCGCAAACACAAAUGUCCAGUGUGUUCAGAACAGUUCCCUUCUGUGGAGGACGUCUACUGUCACCUCGACAGCCAUCGCCAGCCCGACUCCUCCAAUCACAGUGCAGCCAGCCCCGACCCUGCGCUGGGAAGUGUGGCCUCCAUGAGCUCAGCGACGCCAGAUUCCAGCGCCAGCCUGGAGCGAGGCUCCACGCCCGACUCCACGCUAAAACCCAGCCAGGGCAGCGAGCGAGGCCGCAGAAGAGGCACCGACCCCGGGGAGGAGAUUGGGAUAAGCCUGGGUCAUCAAGGUGGAGCAGGAGGAGGCAGCUGGGGUAAAGUGACGUCCUCCUGCCCGUACUGCUCAAAGAGAGACUUCCACAGUCUGGCAGUGUUGGAGAUCCAUCUGAAGACCAUCCACGCAGAUAAGCCGCAGCAGAGCCACACGUGUCAGCUCUGUCUGGAAACUCUGCCAACGCUCUAUAAUCUCAACGAACACGUGCGCAAGGCGCACCGCGCCAGUGGCGGAAGCGUCGGUACGACGGCAUCGGCGGCGUUUCCGCUGCUACAGUUCACGAACGUCACAGCUUUCCACUGCAACUACUGUCCGGACAUGUUCGGAGACAUCAACUCUCUGCAGGAGCACAUCAGAGUCACCCACUGCCUGCCCGGUGGCUUAGUGGCAGGAUCCACUACAUUAGAGGGGAACCAUGCCUUCUUCUGCAACCAGUGUUCCAUGGGAUUCCUGACAGAGUCCUCGCUGACGGAACACAUCCAGCAGACGCACUGCCCCUCGGCCACCGGGGGCGGGGCCGCCUCUGGAGGGGGCGUGACCAAACUGGAGUCUCCCGUACUACAGGCCGCCUCUCAGUCGUUCAUGGAGGUUUACUCGUGCCCUUACUGCACCAAUUCUCCUAUCUUCGGCUCACUCCUCAAGCUCACCAAACACAUAAAGGAGAACCACAAGAACAUCCCGCUGGCCAACAACAAGCGGCAGGCGAAGGUCGCCGACUUGAGCCCAGCCUCCUCCGACGUGGAGAUCUCCUCCCCGAAACGCCACAGACUCGGAGGGGACUCCACCCCGUCCAUGGGCAGCAAUGGGGACUACCCGUGCAACCAGUGUGACCUGCGAUUCUCCAGCUUUGAAAGCUUCCAGGCGCACCUGAAGUCCCACCUGGAGAUGCUGCUCAGGCGCCAGUCCUGCCCGCAGUGCAACAAAGAGGACUUUGAGUCGCAGGAGGCAUUGCUCCAACACCUGACGGUGCACUACACCACCACGUCGACGCAGUACGUGUGCGAGAGCUGCGACAAGCAGUUCUCCUCGGUGGAUGACCUGCAGAAACACCUGCUGGACAUGCACACGUUUGUCCUGUAUCACUGCACUCUGUGCCAGGAGGUGUUUGACUCUAAAGUCUCCAUACAGGUGCAUUUGGCGGUGAAGCAUAGCAAUGAGAAGAAGCUGUUUCGCUGCACAGCCUGUGCCUGGGACUUCAGGAAAGAGGCAGAUCUUCAGCUCCAUGUUAAACAUAACCACCUGGGCCAGAGGGCAGGCCUCCCGGGGGGACUUGGAGCAGGCCUCAAGCCCCGAAAGUGCAUCUUCUGCGGCGAGACGUUUGGAACUGAGGUGGAACUCCAGUGUCACAUCACCACGCACAGCAAGAAGUUCACGUGCCGCUUCUGCGGCAAAGCUUUCCACGCCAUCUCACUGUUAGAGCGCCACCUGAGGGAGAAGCACUGCAUCUUCGACGGCGGCAACAUCACAGGCAACGGCGGAGGCACGGGGAGCAGCAGCAGCCAGAACGGGACGCCCAACGGCCUCGCGCAGUCCUCCAAGCGCGGCGGGGGAGGAGUCGGCGGCGGUAACGGAGGAGCGGGAGGUGUUGAGAGGGUGACGGUGGCGGCCGCUGAGCAGGCCGACCUGCAGAACAUGGUGCUGAAGGGUGGAGUUGUGGGAGGAGGAGGGAACCAGGGAGGAGACACGGUCAACAGUCAUGAGGCGAGCGGCGGCGAGGAGGAGCUGGACAAUUCCGAGCCCAUGUACGCUUGCGACAUCUGCGGAGCGGCCUACACGAUGGAGUCGCUUCUGCAGAACCACAGACUGCGUGACCACAACAUCCGACCUGGAGAAGACGAUGCUGGUUCUCGAAAGAAGAAGGCCGACUUCAUCAAAGGGAACCACAAGUGCAACGUUUGCUCCAGAACGUUCUUCUCUGAGAACGGACUUCGCGAACACGCCCAGACACACCGAGGUCCCGCAAAACACUACAUGUGUCCCAUAUGUGGCGAGCGUUUCCCCUCCCUGCUGACCCUCACUGAACACAAGGUGACCCACAGUAAGAGUCUGGAUACAGGAACCUGUCGAAUCUGUAAAAUGCCCCUGCAGAGUGAGGAGGAGUUUAUAGAGCACUGCCAGAUGCACCCUGACCUCCGAAACUCCCUCACCGGCUUCCGCUGCGUCGUCUGCAUGCAGACCGUCACCUCCACCCUGGAGCUGAAGAUCCACGGCACCUUCCACAUGCAGAAGCUUUCCACUGGUUCUGGACUUGUCGGUGGAGGAGGUGGGAACGGUAUAGGAGGAGGGGGAGGAGGAGGAGGAGGAGGGGGAGGGGGGAAUGGCUCAGCCUCUUCAUCCCCUAACGGUCAGCUGCAGCAGCAUAAGCUGUAUAAAUGCGCCUUCUGCCUCAAGGAGUUCAAGAACAAAGGGGAGCUGGUGAAGCUGGACGUCAACGGUCUGCCUUAUGGUCUCUGUGCCAGCUGCAUGAGCAGGGGCACGAACGGCCAGAGUCCGAACCAGGGAGGAGGAGCAGCCACGCCGGGGGACGUGCAGGGUGAAAAGGCCACGGUCGGCCUGAGGUGUCCGGAGUGCGGGGUGAAGUUUGAAACCUUGGAAGACCUGGAGAGUCACGUCCAGACGGAUCACCCCGAGGUCAGCCCCGAAACCAGCGCAGCGGGAAAGAAAGCCGAGGGUUCGCUCGCACCGAAGAAAAAGACCUACCAGUGUAUUAAAUGCCAAAUGACGUUUGAGACGGAGCGAGAGAUCCAGAUCCAUGUCGCCAAUCACAUGAUCGAGGAGCCCACCUGUCGGCAAG
Molecule: messenger RNA, 3838 nt
Organism: Solea senegalensis (Senegalese sole)
Lineage: Eukaryota; Metazoa; Chordata; Actinopteri; Pleuronectiformes; Soleidae
Product: zinc finger protein 423-like
Exons: 16
Biological process (GO): regulation of transcription by RNA polymerase II
Cellular component (GO): nucleus
Molecular function (GO): DNA-binding transcription factor activity, RNA polymerase II-specific; RNA polymerase II transcription regulatory region sequence-specific DNA binding
Source: RefSeq, a predicted model, not a curated record